UGUGUGUGAUGAUAGUACUGUGGUUGAUUAAACAUGGGAAGAAGUGGAAGAACAGUAAGCUAGAUUCAUAGAUAGCUGUUAUAACUAAAGGACAAAAGGCACAGCAACACAAGGGUAUCUUUGGUUUCGGUGGUUGUAAAGUCAACGUCGUAAACUCAGAUCCAAAUAGCGCCCCAAGUUAACUUCGCAACGACGACUUCGUCUUCUUAAUUUCCUUCUUUUUGGACCGCAAAGUACUGGAUUCACCCUAUCUAUUAUUACUCAAUGUGUCUGUAAAAAACAAGAGAACCUCAUGUCGGGCCAUUUUGCUACUUCCAUAGUUCGGCUUGUUCCAGGUUGCAUUUUGUUAAUUGCAAUUUCCAGCAUGAUUUUGAAGAUACUAAAAAGGAAGAGAAAAUGAGGAUGAGGAACCUAUACAGGAAACCAACUACUUUACGUUGCAAUGCAGGGAGCAGAUGCUAUUCUGCAUCAGCUGUGAUAUGGAGCUUGUUAGGAUGCCUACUUUUGUUUCAUCUGUAUUCCAAUAUUCACCACAAACAUGGGGAAGGUAGAGAGGUGCAACUGCGUGUGACUAAUCAUCCUCAAUUUCGUGAACUCCAACAAGUGGAAGAGGAAAUCAUCCAACUUCCUCCACAAAAGGGGAAGAGGUCCCCUCGGGCUGCAAAACGCAGGCAUAAGCGGGUAACUCCACUGGUUGAUGAAUUCUUGGAUGAAGAUUCACGACUGAGACAUGUUUUCUUUCCUGGUAACAAUAGUGCUAUUGAUCCAGUAAAGGUCACCGGGAACGAUAGCUAUUACUAUUACCCUGGGAGAAUUUGGUUGGAUACCGAUAGAAAUCCUAUUCAAGCUCAUGGAGGGGGCAUUCUAUAUGAUGAAAGAUCAAACACAUACUAUUGGUAUGGUGAAUAUAAAGAUGGGCUCACAUACCGUGCUCACAAGAGAGGAGCUGCCCGGGUGGACAUUAUAGGAGUUGGUUGCUAUUCUUCUAAGGACUUGUGGACAUGGAAAAAUGAAGGUAUUGUAUUGGCUGCUGAGGAAAUGAAUGGAACCCACGACCUGUACAAGUCUAAUGUGCUUGAGAGGCCAAAAGUAAUUUUCAACGACAAAACCAGAAAGUAUGUCAUGUGGAUGCACAUUGACGAUGCCAAUUAUACAAAAGCUGCUGUUGGCAUAGCAAUUAGUGAUACACCUGAUGGUCCAUUUGAAUAUCUUGGUAGCCAAAGACCCCACGGAUAUGAAAGCAGGGAUAUGACAGUUUUCAAGGAUGAGGAUGGUGUGGCAUACCUUAUCUACUCCUCUGAAGAAAACAACGUACUACACAUUGGACCCAUGACUGAGGAUUAUCUGAACUUGAUGCCUGUCAUGAGAAGAGUUUUUGUGGGACAGCGCAGAGAAGCACCAGCUGUGUUCAAACACCAGGGUACAUAUUACAUGAUCACAUCAGGAUGCACGGGAUGGGCCCCAAAUGAAGCUCUGGCUCAUGCAGCUGAGUCAAUCCUGGGGCCUUGGGAAACAUUGGGAAAUCCAUGUGUUGGAGGGAACAAAAUGUUUCGAAUUGCUACCUUUCUUGCUCAAAGCACUUUUGUGCUUCCCCUACCUGGCUUCUCAGGUUCAUUUAUUUUCAUGGCUGAUAGAUGGAAUCCAUCGGACUUAAGGGACUCAAGAUAUGUUUGGUUGCCUUUGAUAGUGGAAGGACCUACUCAUCAUUCCUCAGAGUACAUUUCUAGAUUACCACUAUGGUCAAGAGUUUCUAUCUAUUGGCACAGAAAAUGGAGGCUGCCUCAGGGCUGGAGCACAUUUAAGUAAUUUGGUUUUUUUUUUGUUGAACAUUUCUUUUCUUUUCUUCAUAGACAUUGUUGUACAUUUGUGAUCAUCAAACAAGUACUGAUUCUUCAGACUUUACAGAUACCAGAAAUAUAGUAACUCACUCUCCAACA
Molecule: messenger RNA, 1937 nt
Organism: Vigna angularis (adzuki bean)
Lineage: Eukaryota; Viridiplantae; Streptophyta; Magnoliopsida; Fabales; Fabaceae
Exons: 3
Coding region: 397-1806 (469 amino acids)
Biological process (GO): carbohydrate metabolic process
Molecular function (GO): hydrolase activity, hydrolyzing O-glycosyl compounds
Source: RefSeq, a predicted model, not a curated record